UCCACAUUAUAUUAAUACUAGUAACUGUACAACGUGGUAAAAGUAUGUGUUCUUAUUAAACAAUCAUUUUUAAAUAUCUAUAUUAUAAUAAGAAAUAUUCUAUUUCAUCCCUUCUUUUGAUUAUCGAAAAUGACUGAAGCAAAGUUUUGUAGUUACUUUAAGAAUUUUAUUCUUUGCGGCGAAAUAGAUUUCCACUGCAUGUUAUGCCAAGAGUCAUUUUUUUAUUUAGAAACUGUGGAUAAGCAUCUGAAGUGGGAAAAACAUAGGAGCUUAUUAAAAAAGCAGGCAUACGACGAACGUUAUAAAAGAGACUUUUUGUACAAGAUCAGAGAUGAUUUUUACUGUGUAGCCUGUAACGAGCUGACCACUGAACCUAAAAAACAUAGACAAUGUAGUUCUCAUGUUGCAGCUAAAAGUGUUUUAAAAAAACCUAAAUUUGAAACAAUGAAUUACCCAAUAAGGAGGUGUUCAGAUGGUACAGUUUUUAUUGGCGAUGUCCAAGUGACCGCCUUAGAAUGGCAUGGUAUAAAGAAAGAUUUCUGUACCGUAUGCUCUAGACAGAUUCAAGAUGUAACGAUUCAUACUACUUUGAAUGUCCACGUAAUUAAUCUGAUACAAUCGAAUACUGUUAAAUGCAAUGAAUAUUAUUACAGAAUGCUAAGUCACGAGAAAUUCUACUGCUUUAUAUGUCUUAACGUACACGACAAUAGCACGAUGGAAGAUCAUAUGACUGAAGAUUGUGAUGUAGCUGAAAAAUAUAAAAACAACUAUUCAAACAAGGCAUAUCGAAAUAUGAAAGUUUUAGUUAAAACUGACCCUGAACUUCAUAGUGCACUUCUUAUUAUGAGCCAAGAAUACUAUAAAAUAAAUGAUAAAAAAGGAGAAGCAGAAUGUCGGAUUUGUAACAAAGCAGUAAAAGCAGAUAUAACAGUUAUGAUCAAACAUAAAGAUAACCAUGAAAAUGAAAGGGAUUCAGAUUGUGGUAAGCCUUACGAUGUUAAGUAUUCAGAAGUCGUUGACCACGGAAAAAGAAGGCACGAACUGGUAAAUUAUGGCAAGGAUAAUUAUAUUAAAUUUAAUACACUAGUAAGUUGGGGUUAUUGCUCCAUGUGCCACACGAGAGUCUCCGCUAGCAUGCGACAGGUAUUGUCUCAUGUGAAUGGAAGACGUCACAAGUGUUUUCUAGAAUUACACGGCCUUUGGAGACCGAGUAAGCAUGAAAAGACCUAUUGGAGAAAGAUAAAGUUUACGAGCUUCAUGAUAAGCAUUUUUAAAAUUAACGGAUCUUCUUAUCUUGUUAACGAUCAAAUACAAAUACAUUAUUCUUCGUUUAUGCUGUUAGGAAACUAUGGAAUUAAUACAGAUCAGUACAUAUGUUUUGGAUGUAAUGAAGUUAUAGAGAAAUCCGACGCUCAAAAUCAUUGCAAAACAAAGACCCACGUGGACAAAAUGUUGGCCUGUCAUGUUAUGACUGACUAUGAUGAAAAGUCAGAAUUCAUUCGAUUGAUUCGUCCCAACGUAUAUCACUGUGCCGUUUGCGAUCUGAUAUUACCAUAUUGGGAUAAUGUACGUGGACAUAUAUCUGGACUUUCGCAUGGUGCUCGUAGGCGCGUGAGCCUUCUACCUUGCAAUGAAGCAAAUAUUUUACGGUCAAUGCAUGGUCCUACGUUAAAUAGGAAUAAUAGUGUUAACAUUCAUCUCAAACGUCUAGGUCUCAUUUAGAAAUGCAGAGUUAGCUUCAGAGACAAAACCUUUUUAGGAGUCUAUUUUGUCUUUUAUAAUUUGUAUAAAAUUGAUUGGACGUGACACGCGUGUAAUUAAACCAUUUUCUAUCAAUUUUUUCCAGCACCAAAAUGAUUUUGUCGCGAAGGUACUCUACAUGAAGCAUCAUUAAUCAAUUAAAAGUCGCUUUAACUAUUGUUCUUAGUUCGUUAUUUGAAAAUAUCAAUAUACAAAGAGAUUCAUUAAUUGGUUGUUUGUUGUAUCAUGUCAUCAGAAAUCUAUCAUUAUAAACUCAUUUGAAAAACUUUUAUUAUUUUACAUACAUUUAUUUCCUUUGUAUCUUCAGAUUUGUAUUUUAAAAUAAGUUUUUUAUAACUUGCUGCAAGGCGUUAAUGGCGAGAUUUAUUUAGUAAAACUAAAUCUACCACUUGCAGCUGUACCAUGUGGUUGACAUAAUAGUUGCUCAUAUUGGUCAAUAUUCAAUAAUCAAUAUAUUUGUAUAGAAUAUCUUACAACACCGCUUGCACCGGCAUAUAGGUAUUUGUCAAACUCAUGGUACAACUACUGCUAGUAUUUUUGCAGGAAUAUAAGGAGAGCAAGUUAAUAAAAAUAUUAGGAUAAAAAAUAUUAAUUUACAAUUUAUUUUAGAUACAAGACUCAUGACAAUGUGUAAUGUAUUAUUAAUACCUAUAUAUACAUACCUAUAAUAAGUCUAGGUAGACUCAAAGGUUGCCCCUUACAAUAAAAAUCCUUCAAAUUGUUAAAUUUUAGCAAAAGCCUUUUUACAACUUGUAAUACCUAUUAGUUUAUGACCUAAUCUAAAUCCAAGUGUUUUUUUAUUACUAAGUUUUAUAUAUUCUCAUGUAUUUAUUCAAAGGAAAACCGUCUAUACCUAUAUAUACUAUUACACCUUAAAUGACAUUAUAAGUAAACAAAUACAUAUACAAAAUACCUUAACAUUCAUUAAACCAUUGAGGAAAAUGUGAGAGUAACAUAGUAAAAUUCCUAGGAGAGGUAUUAUGCAUUUCUUUUAGAUAUCCUACAGUUUUUCUUAUAUAAUCUUGUUUAAAAUCAUCUGGUAGGUCUUGAAUUUCUACAUCUAGUAAUAUAACUAUAUGGAUUAACCUUGUAGGGUACAAGCCGGCAAAAUGAUCCUUGCUUUUAGUUUUUAUAAUACAUUUAAAAUUAUAAACUAAGUCUAAUAUCACUGAAUCAUAGUUGGUAGAGGUUAAUACUGAAUUUAAUAUUGAAC
Molecule: messenger RNA, 2974 nt
Organism: Pieris napi
Lineage: Eukaryota; Metazoa; Arthropoda; Insecta; Lepidoptera; Pieridae
Exons: 4
Coding region: 130-1722 (530 amino acids)
Source: RefSeq, a predicted model, not a curated record